CUUUCCUUUAUCCUUUUUCUUCCUCCUUCCUUCACUUAAAUCUUUUCAAUCUCCACCCAAUUCAAUAACCCACUUAUCAGGCUGCCCCUGGCGGAACCUUUGCGAGGCCGGAACCAACGUGCUGUAUGGCUCUGGCGGCCGGAGGACUGUUAUGGAAAAGGACCACCAAUUCCCUGAAGGGUUGGUCGGAACAGUUCCGCUGGGAGAAGGUGGCCGUGAGGUCCUCAUCUUCGUCUCUCGAUAUGCACCGACAGAAUUUUCGACCCCCGACUCCUCCUUACCCCGUCCCGGGUGUAGGAGGUUGGGGUAGCGGGAGCAGCUUCCGGGGCGCCCCGGGCGGAGGCGGACCGCGGCCGCCCUCCCCUCGGGACGGGUACGGGAGUCCGCACCACACGCCGCCGUACGGGCCUCGGUCUAGGCCCUACGGAAGCAGCCAGUCUCCGCGACACGGCGGCAGCUUCCCCGGGGGCCGGUUCGGGUCUCCGUCCCCUGGCGGCUACCCUGGCUCCUACUCCAAGUCCCCCGCGGGGUCCCAGCAGCAAUUCGGCUACUCCCCAGGGCAGCAGCAGACCCACCCCCAGGGUUCUCCAAGGACAUCUACACCAUUUGGAUCAGGGCGUGGUAGAGAAAAAAGAAUGUCUAAUGAGUUGGAAAGUUAUUUCAAGCCUUCAAUGCUUGAAGACCCUUGGGCUGGCCUAGAACCAGUAUCUGUAGUGGAUAUUAACCAACAAUACAGCAAUACUCAAACAUUCUCAGGCAAAAAAGGAAGAUACUUUUGUUAACAUUUCUGAAAUUCAACUGGAACCUUCAUGUGUCAGGAACAUCAUGGACAAAACUUACUUGUGUAAUUAAGUUGAACCCUAAGAUGGUGACUUUGAAUGAUUAGUUGGGUCUUCGUGGUAUUUUUUGUCAUAUCAAGUAUUGUUGGUAUUAGGGAAGACAUAUGGUAGGAUAAUUUGCAAUAUUAAGCUCUCUGGAAGUGCCUGCCACAUUUUAGAAGAUUUACCAUUUCCAAAUAUUUAACAUUCUUGGUUAUAUAAUGGACAUUUGUCUUUUAAUGUUUUUUCAAUGUUUUAAAAUAAAACAUUUUGUCUUUCUA
Diceros bicornis minor is the source of this 1099-nucleotide messenger RNA. It is a transcript of the gene MPLKIP, whose product is annotated as M-phase specific PLK1 interacting protein. The transcript is spliced from 2 exons. The record is from RefSeq and is a predicted model, not a curated record. Lineage: Eukaryota; Metazoa; Chordata; Mammalia; Perissodactyla; Rhinocerotidae. The coding region runs from base 126 to 782 and encodes 218 amino acids. Gene Ontology annotation, cellular component: centrosome; midbody; nucleus.